GUCAUUCAAAAGUCGGUAGUGGGAUGGGGAAUCAAAGUGGGUUUAACUCGCCGCUGGCCACUUGACUGUGUACUUUGUGCCUCGUUGGUUGUUUUAAGGUCUGUGCUGUCUAGAUUAUUUACAUUUGAAUAAUUAUCCGCUUAGCUGUAUAAUAAUGGAGAUUGAAAUUCUCGCCACCUCCGGCUCUAAAUCAUUCGGGAAAUGCAAGGUGAAGCCGCAGACGACAGUAACAGAGCUGAAGGAUAUAAUUAAAAGUCAAAUAAAGAAGGCACCUCAUCCAGAUCGACAAUCAAUUCGACUGGAAGCCCGCGGGAAACCAGUGAAAGACACUGAGACCCUUCAGUCACUGGGAAUCCGCGAUGGGAGCAAGCUCUACCUCAAAGACCUGGGCCCGCAAAUUGGCUGGAAGACAGUGUUCCUCGCGGAAUAUGCCGGCCCACUGGCCGUGUACUUGCUAUUCUAUCAGCGGCCUCAGCUGAUCUAUGGCGCAGAUGCUUCGUUACCGAUUUCCACCACGACACAUAUCGCAGCGGCUUGCUGGUCAGUGCAUUAUGUAAAGCGGCUGAUGGAGACGAUCUUCGUGCAUAGGUUCUCGCACAACACGAUGCCCAUACGGAACCUCUUCAAAAACUGUUCUUACUACUGGGGCUUCGCGGCUUAUGUGGCUUAUCACGUUAAUCACCCGCUGUUCACCUCACCCUGCGCCGUUCAGGUGUUCGCUGGUCUGGCUGCAUUCUUGCUCUGCGAAUUGGGCAAUUUCUCUAUUCACGUCAAUUUGAGAAAUUUAAGGCCCCCAGGUUCGAAAGUUCGGAAAAUCCCAAGACCGGACGGCAACCCAUUGACGAGUCUGUUCAAUUUCGUGUCGUGCCCCAACUAUACGUACGAAAUCGGUGCAUGGGUGUCGUUCUCCGUGAUGACCCAGUGCAUUCCAGCGUUCUUGUUCGCGAUCGCCGGCGGUUGGCAGAUGGCUGUCUGGGCGCUGGGCAAGCACCGCAACUACAGGAAGGAGUUCAGCGACUACCCCAAAGGGCGCAAGGCCAUAUUCCCCUUCGUUUUGUAGGGGGAUGUAAAUGGAAGUCAGUUUUUGUCUGAUAGCUCGCACUGUGAGCAUUUACCAUUUUUCAUAGUAGUUCUAUUUAUGUAGCUGUUCCAGGGAUUAUGUUAGGUAAUGAGGCAUUAAUACAUAUAAAGAUGUAAGUGUAUGACAAAGUUCAUUUCAUUCAGUUUCAUUUUGGUGGAUCAAGCGAUCAAUUCUGUCUAGACUAAGUAUGGUGGAAAUAUAAGGAUUGGAGAAGGAAAA
This is a messenger RNA of Hermetia illucens (black soldier fly), 1300 nucleotides long. RefSeq names its product very-long-chain enoyl-CoA reductase (gene Sc2). The transcript is spliced from 5 exons. Bases 155 to 1060 code for a protein of 301 amino acids. NCBI's taxonomy places the organism in Eukaryota, Metazoa, Arthropoda, Insecta, Diptera, Stratiomyidae. Gene Ontology annotation, biological process: very long-chain fatty acid biosynthetic process. The record is from RefSeq and is a predicted model, not a curated record. Gene Ontology annotation, molecular function: protein binding; oxidoreductase activity, acting on the CH-CH group of donors.